Messenger RNA from Microdochium trichocladiopsis, 1560 nucleotides. RefSeq lists its product as uncharacterized. The transcript is spliced from 2 exons. Lineage: Eukaryota; Fungi; Ascomycota; Sordariomycetes; Xylariales; Microdochiaceae. The coding region runs from base 184 to 1377 and encodes 397 amino acids. The record is from RefSeq and is a predicted model, not a curated record.
GUGGCUUUAUUGCUUUUUGCUGCUGCGAUUCGAGAUCCUCGAGUCCUGCUCUGAUUUUGUGGUUUGCACGCUGGCAAAUCCGUUUUCAUUCUCCGGGAGCCGGUCUCUUCUGCCCCAAGUUGUGACAUAUAUACCCUUUUUUAGACCGCACGGUCUACUCUAAUUCCGUCGCAUUCAACAGAGAUGCGCACUACAAAAUACUUGGCCCUGGGUGUGCUCGCCGCUGGCACCACCCGGGCGGCGCGCAAGACUGUUCUCGACGCGGACGAGGUCCCCGCGACCUGCACGACGCUGUGCCAGUUUACGCUAGAGCAGACGCUUAGUUGCGACGACCAGAACCGCAGAAAGGACGAUUUCCUGCUGUGCGUGUGCACCGCGCCGAACGCGAGAGCGCUGCUGCAGCAGUGCCUGACCUGCCUCGAGACGGGCGGUGGAACUGCGGCAACAACGGCCGCGCCGACAGUGGUUUUGAGGAGGCCGAGGAGUUUGCGAUCUUCAAAUAUCCAACCAGGCAAGAGACAGAGGAGGGAGCGUAGAGCAUCACAAAACGAAGAGGAGAUCGAGGACACCGCCUCCGAAGUCACCGAUGAUGCCAGCAACUCCCGUGAGGACAGGGGACAAAGGUCUGUGGCGAAACUGAUUGAGCAAUGCAACUUCAAUACCGCCGCUCCUGAGGUUCCGGCAAUCACCGUCCCACCAGCCACAACAACAACCCAGACACCUCCCACGACAACGGCUAGUCCCAUAGCCAUCCCACCACCGGCGUCCUCAUCGUCCUCGUCGUCUCUUGUGACAACCGCGACGUCUGAGCCAGACGCCGCGCGACCUGUAGAGACGACGUCACCCACAAGCCCGCCUGCAGAGCCAUCUGACCCAGUACGUGUCUCUGAGAUCCCAGAUGCUAGUCCAACACCACCCACCAGCAGCCCCAAGCCCAGCCCAACGACGACUGCUCCCACAAGUCCUCCUGUUGCCAUCGUUCCUCCAGAAGUCAUCAGCCCCCCUGUUACCAUCACGCCUCCUGUCGUUGUCAGUCCUCCUGAGGCCGCGCCAAGCGGCGAUCCAGCCACUCUGCCCCAGAUUCCAAUCCCCGGUGGUGCUUUUCUUGAACCGCCAGACCCGGUCAUUCUUCCUCCGGGUGGAGCAGGUGGAGUGCCGGCAGGCCUCGCGCCGGCAGCAUCGUCCACCCCGGCGACCGGCAGUGGCAGUGGUGGCGGCAGCGCGCCGCUGGCCCCAGAGAGCCCGGCGCAGCCGUCGAGGAAUGCGCCGCCGGUCGCGGUUGCUGGUGCUAGGCGAAUGUGGGGUGAAGGGCAAAGUGGACUUUUGUCCUGGUCAGCUGUGCUGGGAAUAGUCGUAGGUAUGGCGGGCUGGUUGUAACACCCCGAGCCCGGCGAGGUACUGAGAUACACGUGGAUAGUCACUACUGGAGAGAAACGCAGAAUGGUAGAGUUGGAAGUGUGGAACUUUGCUCGCCUUGCAGAUGCCGCCUAAUGACUCGGGAUGAAGUCAGUUUCUCUGUGCACUUUGCUUAGCCUACAGUGAAUGUUAAAGGACAGGUGU